Messenger RNA from Chinchilla lanigera (long-tailed chinchilla), 3319 nucleotides. RefSeq names its product transmembrane protein 230 (gene Tmem230). The record is from RefSeq and is a predicted model, not a curated record. Gene Ontology annotation, biological process: synaptic vesicle transport. The coding region runs from base 165 to 527 and encodes 120 amino acids. Lineage: Eukaryota; Metazoa; Chordata; Mammalia; Rodentia; Chinchillidae. Gene Ontology annotation, cellular component: synaptic vesicle; endomembrane system. The transcript has 5 exons.
GUCCUCAUCCGACCAGCCACUUCCGGCGCGCGCUGCAGAUUGCUAGAAAGCUUGGUGGCAGUUAGACUGGGAGCUGGGCGGCGUCGGUCCGCUCAGCAGUUCCCCGAGGCUGAGCUCCCUGCGCGUGGGCGACGCGGCGCGGUCCUCCGCUGUGUCAGCGUGUUAUGAUGCCAUCCCGUACCAAUGUGGCUACUGGAAUCCCUAGUAGUAAAGUAAAAUACUCAAGGCUCUCCAGCACAGACGAUGGCUACAUUGACCUUCAGUUUAAGAAAAGCCCGCCUAAGAUACCCUACAAGGCCAUCGCACUUGCCACUGUGCUGUUUUUGAUUGGUGCCUUUCUUAUUAUAAUAGGCUCCCUCCUGUUGUCUGGCUACAUCAGCAAAGGGGGGGCAGACCGGGCCGUUCCCGUCCUGAUCAUUGGCAUUCUGGUGUUCCUGCCAGGAUUUUACCACCUGCGCAUUGCCUACUACGCAUCCAAAGGCUACCGGGGUUACUCCUAUGAUGACAUUCCGGACUUUGAUGACUAGCACCUCAGCCCUAAGAAGAGUCACGGUGGAGCUACACCCAACCUUUACAUGGCAGCGAAAGCAGGCACCCUCACUGUGACAGCUGCUACGCUUCCCAUUCGUCAUUCUGAACGUGAAAAGGCCUCUCUAGCUUCUGCAGCUGUUGUGCACAGUGGGGGCUCCAGAGCGUCGCCACUGGUGGAGUGCUGUGCUCCACAGCCCGGCAUCCAGACACAGCCUGUCGGUGAGGAGCAGAAGCAGAGGCUGCGGGCCUGUGGCCACUGUUGGCCUGCAGUUUCAGAAAUGAGGUUCCGAUGGUCUUGUUGUCUGACUUCUCUUGAAAACCAGACGGUUGUUCAUUACUAAGAGACUCCAGGCAGCUGAAGGGGUGUGAGGAAAUCAGCUGCACCGGGCAGGACACCCCAGAGCCCCAAGCCCCACCACCCCUUACUUACUUUAUACCCAACCUGCAAACGUCGCUGAGGACAGACAGCCUCUUGCCGUCCUACAAGCACAGCUCUGCUUGCGGCCUGGCGUCUGUUACGUGGAGAGCCAGACCCAAGAGGACAUUGUGUUCCUUUCCAGGAUGGGUGGGCAGGCUGGUUCAGUUGAAUUCAGAACUGGCCAGGGCACUUGGAAAGGUGCUGCCUGUGGGUACAGCCCCUGCCUGGCACACACUUCGCAGUCUACACAGCAGCUGGCACAGGUAGCCUCCUGUCAGUGUGUGCCCAGGAACCUGGCGGAAACAACAACCAUGGUGACUUUCUGUUAACCUCUGAAGGUGUGAGUCCAGGUCACCGCGGGUGCCUUAUCUGUGGAGUGGCUUCCCAUCGAGGCUUCUCCAGACUCGGUCCUGGAGGCGUGUGCUUCAGUCACAGUUCAGGCGUGCUGCGGAGGGCACAGACUGACCUUAUUACCCAUGCGGUAUUGGGCAUGUUAUCUCUGGAGCUUCUGUUCCUACCCCCCGGGGUAGCACUGCGCAUGGUGAGGCCGUGCAGGAGGGGCUCCGUGCCGAGACAGGCGCAUAGUAUGCACUGAGCACGUGCAGUCGGAGAAGGUGGAGGGACCCCUUUGGUAUCGGAACAGAGCGCAUGUGCGCCCUUGGGGUCCUACACUUGGAUGUAGGACCAGGUGGGCAGUGCUCCCUCGGCUGCCUCCAGGAGGUGUGGGAGGCUGAGGAGCUAGGCUUUGUUUGUUGGGCUCCAGGCCUUGGGAAAGUGCGAACCCUGGGCAGACCACCCUCUUGUCGUGGUGCUGUGGGAGCAUCAGACCUCCCCUCUUGGAGCCUGUUCUUCCUCUCCGCCCGCCACUCCUCCCUCUGCUCUCUGCCCCUUCCGUUAUGGUCUGGGUGGGCAGCACGGGCAUCACAAGGGCACUUGGUAGAAACACAGUGCCCUGCGCCUGCCCCCAAGUUGGCCUCCAUUGUGACGAGACCCCAGGGGCUCGUUCUCAGGGUCGGAGGAGCUGGCUGGGGCACACUGGGCCUCCACCUCCUCAACUGCACUGGAUCUCCUCAAGCAGUACCAGCAGUGAGUGAGGGGCACCCAGGAGGCAAUGGCGCCUUCUCAGUCUGUCAGUAUUCUCUAGCAAAAGAGUAGCUCCAUGGCCUGAGGAGUGGGAGAAACUGAAACAGGAUUCUCAGACAUGUGCAGAUACUGGCAGUGAGGAGUGUGCUUCGAUCCUCCGAGGCCCAGGCGGGCAGUUCAUGAACCAGACAGAGAGAAGCAGGACAGGUUUCCCUCCAGUCUUCUCUGGGAGGCAGGCCUGGUGGCUUGGAGUCCACCUCAUCGCUGGAGGUGGUGGCUUUCCUCCCUGACUCUGAUGUUUCCAUUCUUUUGUUCCUCACAGAAACCUAAGAUGAGCAAACUGGAAAACGGUCCAGUCUGAGGGGUAAUAUCCUUUGGGCCAGGAGACUGGUCCUUUGAGAGUGUUUUUCUCUGGCAUUUAGUGUCUUCAGAGUAGCCUGAGUCUUUCACGCCCAGGGCUGGAAUCUUCCUGCAGCCCAAGCUACAGCAGCUGCAGCUCCUCCACACCCUAGGGCGUUCUCACCCAGCAGAGCUGAGAAGAGGGGCUCCACGGGCAAUAGUGGGUAUUCGGGAGAGAGGAGGGUGGUGAGGAGCCCUGGGAAAUCCAGGCUAGCAGCUCUUGGAUCUGUGGUUGCUGGUGCCUGGUGAGGGAACCCAGGGCCUCGAGCAUGCUAGGAUGCUGCUCUGCCACUAAGCUGUGUCUCCAGCCCUGUAAGACUCCAAGCUUAGCGACCAAGGACUUGCUGAGAGCUGAUGGUCUCCUAUUCUUGGGGGUGUCAGCUUAAUUUCUGUUUUUGUUUGUAGCUAUUAUAAAUCAGAUUAUAAAUGGGAUAUUUUAAAUUUCUUCUUGGAUAGUUUCUUGUUAAUAUAUAGAAGCAUUACUGAUGGUUGUAUAUUGAUUUUAUAUCCUGCAAAUUUAUGCAGUGUGUCUAGUUCUAUUGAGUUUGUGUGUGUGCGUGUGUGUGUGUAAUCUUUAGAGUUUACUGCAUACGCGUCUGCAGAUACUUACAGUUUUACUUCCUUUCUGACUCAGAUGCUUCUUAUUUCUUUUUCUCGCCUAGUUGGUCUUGAGGUUAGUUUGGCAGCACAGUGCUGAGUAGAAGUGAAGAGGGGAAUCUGUCUUGCUCUGAGGAAAAAGCCUUUAACUUUUUCUCAUUGUAUACUAUGUUAGCUGUGGCUUGGCACAUGUGGCCUUUAUUAUGCUAAAGUACAUUCCUGGUGUAUCCAACUUUUUGAGAAGUGUUUGUUGUUGUUUUGUUCUUGUUGUUUGUUUUUUUGUGUUUGUUU